Hibiscus syriacus is the source of this 1090-nucleotide messenger RNA. Its product is annotated as urease accessory protein G. Lineage: Eukaryota; Viridiplantae; Streptophyta; Magnoliopsida; Malvales; Malvaceae. The transcript has 7 exons. The record is from RefSeq and is a predicted model, not a curated record. The coding region runs from base 79 to 906 and encodes 275 amino acids. Gene Ontology annotation, molecular function: nickel cation binding; GTPase activity.
CUCACUCCUCACUCCUCACUCAAUUCCCUCUGAACGCACGCCCUCAAAAGCAAACCCCUUUUUCAGACAGUAGUCAACAUGGCUUCCAGCGAUCAUCAUGACCAUGACCAUCAUCAUGACCAUGACCAUACCCAUGCCCAUGAUGACAAAUCGACAACAUCAUGGGUGGGAGCUGAUGGGAAGGUUUACCAUAGCCAUGAUGGACUGGCGCCGCACUCACAUGAACCCAUUUACUCGCCUGGAUACUUCACCAGAAGAGCUCCGCCGCUUAUCAACAGGGAUUUCAAUGAGAGAGCUUUCACUGUUGGUAUUGGUGGCCCUGUUGGUACUGGGAAAACGGCUUUAAUGCUGGCACUGUGCACAUUCUUGCGAGACAAGUACAGUCUUGCUGCUGUGACAAAUGACAUAUUCACAAAAGAGGAUGGUGAGUUCUUGGUGAAACAUGGGGCACUUCCCGAGGAAAGGAUACGUGCUGUAGAAACAGGAGGUUGCCCGCAUGCUGCUAUCCGUGAAGACAUCAGCAUCAAUCUCGGUCCUCUUGAGGAGCUUUCUAACUUGUACAAAACAGAUUUACUUCUUUGUGAAUCCGGAGGAGAUAAUUUAGCUGCCAACUUCAGCAGAGAACUAGCUGACUAUAUUAUCUAUAUAAUAGAUGUAUCCGGUGGUGAUAAGAUCCCUCGGAAGGGUGGCCCUGGCAUAACCCAAGCUGAUCUCCUGGUGAUAAACAAGACUGACCUCGCACCUGCAGUCGGAGCAGAUUUGGGAGUCAUGGAACGCGAUGCGCUUCGCAUGCGAGAUGGAGGACCCUUCGUAUUUGCUCAGGUGAAGCACGGGCAUGGUGUGGAGGAAAUAGUAAACCACGUAUUACAAGCUUGGGAAGCAGCGACCGGAAAGAAUCGCAAAUGAACUUCCGUUUGAAGAACCUGUCAAGUUCAUACAUUGUAUUUCUAGUUAUGUCAUGAAUUUACUAUCAAUAAGCUUUGCCUUUCAUCAGUGAAAAGAGGUCAGUACACGUAAAUGAAAACUUUGAAGGAGGAUUAGUUUUAGUUUCUUGUUAAAAGAUAUGGUUGUUGAAGUUGCACCAUCUUUA